Messenger RNA from Dicentrarchus labrax (European seabass), 2103 nucleotides. It is a transcript of the gene tex261, whose product is annotated as testis expressed 261. Gene Ontology annotation, cellular component: endoplasmic reticulum membrane; COPII-coated ER to Golgi transport vesicle; Golgi membrane. NCBI's taxonomy places the organism in Eukaryota, Metazoa, Chordata, Actinopteri, Moronidae. Gene Ontology annotation, biological process: endoplasmic reticulum to Golgi vesicle-mediated transport. Bases 148 to 738 code for a protein of 196 amino acids. The transcript is spliced from 6 exons. The record is from RefSeq and is a predicted model, not a curated record. Gene Ontology annotation, molecular function: COPII receptor activity.
CUUUCCUGCUCUCCUCAGCCUGCACCGAGACCACAAGAGAGGAGGGGGGGGAGGAACUUUGACCGGCGCUCCAGUGCUAGUUAGCAGCCACCUAGCUGUGUUUCUGUUAUUAUUUUAUUAUUAGUUUGUUGUUUCACAUGCAGAGAGAUGUGGUUUAUUUAUUUACUCAGCUGGCUGUCGCUGGUCAUCCAGAUAUCCUUCGUCACUCUCGCGAUAGCUGCUGGCCUGUACUACUUGGCAGAACUAAUAGAAGAAUACACAGUAGCCACCAGUCGAAUAAUAAAGUACAUGAUAAUGUUCUCGACAGGUGUGCUGGCAUGUCUCUACAUUUUUGAAGGCUUCCCAGUGUUGAUGGUGGGAGUCGGCCUCUUCACCAACCUGGUGUACUUUGGCCUCCUGCAGACUUUCCCGUACAUACUGCUGAGCUCCCCGAACUUCAUCCUCUCCUGUGUGUUGGUGGUGGUGAACCAUUAUAUGGCCUUCCAGUACUUUGCACAAGAGUAUUAUCCAUUCUCAGAGGUGCUGGCAUACUUCACCAUCUGCCUGUGGGUGAUCCCCUUCGCCUUCUUUGUGUCACUGUCAGCGGGGGAAAAUGUGCUACCGUCCACCAUGCAACAAGGAGAUGACGUGGUGUCUAAUUACUUCACUAAGGGCAAGAGGGGGAAGAGGUCCGGGAUCCUUCUCGUGUUCUCUUUCCUCAAGGAGGCAGUGCUGCCCAGCCGACAGAAAAUGUACUGAGGAGCUCAGACUCGGGGUGCAGCCUCGCCAUCGGGGGUGUGCGUGUGUGUGUAUGUGUCGGCGAUUUAAGGGGGAAGCAGGAAGGACAAAGGAAAUUUGUUUCUGGAUGGAACUAAAAUGAAGCAGUGGCCGAAGUGGAAGAAGAGCACACGAAGAGGACGGACCAAUGAACAGAACAGAGCUUCCUGCUGGACGAGCCCACGAGUUUACACAGGCCAUGUUCCUCUCUUAUUUUUUUUUUUUUCCUGUCUGUCUGUACUGACAACAACAUCUAAUAGAGACCUCACUGAGAGGAUCUUGUCUGUAGCGCAGUGCUUUCUAAUUGUCACGUUGGACUCCAUUUUUUAAGCUUUGGUAUUAAAGUAUGUACGUGCAGGGGUCUGAAAUUAACAACCACCAAAUACCUGUAAAUUUUGACUUUGGCAGAUAAAUCCUUAUCAUUUUUCUUCUUGAGAUGACAUCUGCUGUCAUUUGUGUGUUGUAGUUUCUCACACUUCAUCUGAUUCAAUACACAAAGUAGCAUUAGGAGACGAAAUACAGAUGAAGAAAGCGGGUUGAGGAUAAAUCAGACAGCUUAGUGGUACUUUCUGGAUAAAUUCUGGUGUCAGAGCUUGGAUUUUGGUGUGAAGCGAUCCUUGAAAGGAAACAAAAAGUGUUUUUAUGUGGCAAACCAGCUGCAGGAGAAAAUGCCUUCGGUCACCACAGAAGCGCUUAUUAAGAUUACUUUAAUUGAGAAAUGGAAGUCUAAAGUUUAAUUGUAAGGAGGCAGUGUGUGAUCUAUGGAGACGUCCUGUUCCAAAUAUAAUGUCUGACGUGGUACAAAUACUCUGCCCGGUUGCAUCACAUCGGUGAAAAGGAGGUUAAUAAAGGCACUUAGAAAGGAUUACUCCAUAAUUAAACACCCUUAAAUCCGACGUGGCCACAAAAACGAUGCACUUUUCUUUUUUUUUUUAUCUCUUGCAUCUACACUUUAAUUAAUCACCAGCGCUGUAGUCUGCAACAUGCCUGUCUUUUCUGGGCAAUUUUUAAAAAAUUCAAAGUAAUAACAAACUGACAUUUUUUUUUUUGUACAUUGAUUGUUCGGUUAACGCGACAUCAAAGACAAAUGGAAACCCUUCUGAAGAUCGAACCUGUGCAAUGACUCUUGUAAGCUUACAGUUGUCGGGGACAAAAGCUGCUCAAAGCGGUUUGAUGAGAGUACUAUUAAAGAGGCUGAAAUUCCUUUUUACCAAUUACUGAGUGCGAUUUAUUGGUUGGUAUGCACACCAAGUGUAUAAUAAAAUAAAAGCGAUUUUAAUGAAAAAAUGCUGAUGAAAUUAUUCUUUUCACAGGUUGGUGUUCAAGGAAAUAAAAGGCCAAAAUAGA